Molecule: messenger RNA, 1842 nt
Organism: Glycine soja
Lineage: Eukaryota; Viridiplantae; Streptophyta; Magnoliopsida; Fabales; Fabaceae
Product: transcription factor bHLH18-like
Exons: 5
Coding region: 281-1366 (361 amino acids)
Molecular function (GO): protein dimerization activity
Source: RefSeq, a predicted model, not a curated record
GGGAGUGCCCACUUUUCAAACAGCACUAUGAACUAACCCAAGAAAAUGAGAUUAACAUAUUCACACUGGCCAUGGUUAUCGGUAGAGAAAGAGACUCUUAGUUUCACCAAAUAAACGAAGCGUGUACGUGCCCGGCCCCUUUAUAAAACACUCUCUUAGUUUCACCAAUUUGUUCCAACGUUGCUCCCAUCACUCAACUGUCACAACAACAAACACUUCAUCUUCUGAGCCUUCUACCUUUCUUUCUUUCUUCAAUCAAUUAAGGCGAGGUGAAUUAAGGAUGAUGCAAAUUUCGUCAACCAUGUACAUGCCUGAAUUUGGAAUGGAGGACCCCACUUUGUUUCACCAAUACCCUAUGGAUAAUUCUGUAUUAUUCCAGCUCGAAGAUCUUGACUUUGAGUCCUUCUCCGCGUCCCCAAAGAACUCUUCCUCUCCCAAGCGAUUCAACUCCGAAAGCACACAAAACUCUUCCCUCACUCAAAAUCCUGAACAAUAUUCUGUUACCCCUCCAAGACCAACCAAGCAAAAUAAGACUGUGAGCACUACUUGGAGUGCUUACAACACUCAUGACAUGAUGGCUCCGAAAGCUUCUUCUUCUUCAUCCUCCAAGAUCAUCUCCUUUGAGAACUCCAAUGCAUCUUCGGUUACUUCCCAACAACUAUACAACGUGGAUGCUGCUUCCAAAGUGAAGAAGCCCAAGAGUGAAACUGGGUAUGGUGAAAACUUGGAUUUUGCAGCAGCUGCGGCUUCUCAAAGUGUCUAUGACAACAACAGUUUUCUAGAUCACUAUGAUACUCGAGAGAAAAAGGCUGCAGCUUCAUUGACUAGAAACCCUACCCAAGCUCAAGAUCAUGUAAUAUCCGAGAGAAAACGAAGGGAAAAGCUCAGUCAGAGGUUCAUUGCUCUUUCGGCUAUAAUUCCUGGACUCAAGAAGAUGGACAAGGCUACCGUCUUGGAAGAUGCUAUAAAGUACGUGAAACAACUACAAGAAAGGGUAAAGACUCUGGAGGAACAAGCUGUGGAUAAAACAGUUGAAUCAGCAGUAUUUGUGAAGAGAUCUGUUGUGUUUGCCGGUGAUGAUAGCUCCGACAACGACGAAAACUCCGACCAGUCGCUCCCCAAAAUCGAAGCAAGAAUUUCUGGUAAAGAGGUACUAAUCAGAAUCCACUCCGACAAACACAGUGGAGGAGCUGCUGCUAUACUAAGGGAAUUAGAGAAGCAUCAUCUCACAGUUCAGAGUAGCAGCUUCUUGCCCUUUGGGAAUAACACUUUUGACAUUACUAUUGUUGCCAAGAUGAACAUGGACUACUGCUUCACAGCAAAGGAUCUCAUAAGAAGCUUAAGUCGGUGUUUGAGGCAGCUUUGAUAGUGAAUAGUAUUUAACCAGUUCAAGAAAUUCACUGAUCUAGCUACAUUGAUUUGUUGGUGUGCAUGCAUGAGAUAACUAUAGGAAAAAUACUUAUAAUAAGACUUUUUUUUUAUCGCAGUGCUUUCUUUUUCCCUAGUCCAUCAUCAUGGAUUUUGGAGUAAAAUAUCAAUGGCCUGCAACUACUGCAACUGUCUUGAGUCUGUUAUGCCGUAGAGUUCAAGAUAAUGCCAAGUGUUUUCCCUUUUCUCCAUAUAGUUUUUGCGUAGUUGAUUCGUUAACUACGUUAAUAUACCCCAUAAUGGCAUUUUUGUAAUUUCCACAGCUGUUGUCGUUGUUUAUAUAUAUAUAUAUAUAAAGAGGGGUUUUUGAGAGGAUUUGACUAUAUUCAAAUAGACCUCUUUCUUCCUUCUUCCGCGUUGUGAACAGGGUCUAGCUAGUUUGAUUGGAAAAAAAUGCUGGCAGCAUUUAUUUUA